ACCAGCAGCAUCUUUUCCAUCCCCAUUCAUUCAAGGAUCUCAUGCUUCGACGAGUGUUAUCGCCACCUUUCAAGCUUUUGUGAACGCUGCAUUUAAGGACCAAAUCUCACCCCUGGAGGCUUACUUGAAGAAGGAUUACACAGAUUCAUCAGGGCUAAACCAUUUAUGACUACAGCUGCACCAUGAAGGUACUUUUACUACUCACCCUGCUGACGUUAUGUCACACGAAACCAUACAUGCCUAUCAAUGUCAUGGAUUUCAUCAAGCAUCAUGACAUCAUGCAACAAGAUGCGGGUGACUAUGAUGAUGACGACGAUGACCAUUACGACAAUUAUGAUGAUAACUUUGUUUCGGACUGUCCCGAAGGGUGUCGGUGCUCAAAGAAAGUUCUGCAGUGUUCAGAUCAGGGUCUGACCAAGGUGCCAAAGGACAUUCCUGCAAACACGUUGCUCGUCGAUCUCCAAAACAAUGACAUCACAGAAAUCAAGGAAGACGAUUUUAAAGGCUUGGAUAAUCUCUAUGCCCUGUUUCUGCUCAAUAACCAGAUAUCAAAAAUCCACCCAAAGGCCUUUCGCAACAUGAACAAACUCAAGAUUCUCCACCUGUCAUACAACCUGCUGACACAAAUGCCUGAGAACCUUCCCACGAGCAUUCAGUCACUGCGACUGCACGACAACAAGAUCAGCAGACUUCCAAAAGGAGCAUUUAGAGGAAUGCAAGACCUAAAUGUUUUAGAACUGAGUGCAAAUCCAAUUGCAAACAGCGGGAUUGAACCAGGGGCUUUUGACGACAUGGCGACUCUCUACUUGAGAAUAGCUGAAGCAAGGCUUACAGCUAUCCCUAAAGAUCUGCCAUCUUCCCUCACUGAACUUCACUUGGACUAUAACAAGAUUGCCAAAGUGGAGUCAGAGGAUUUUUUAAGAUUAAAAAGUCUACAAAGGCUGUGGCUUGACUUCAAUCAAAUCAAGUACGUGGAAAACGGAAGUUUCGCUGCUAUUACCAAAGUCAGAGAAAUUCAUCUGGAUAACAAUAAACUGAAGAAAGUUCCUCCAGGCUUGAACAACCUGAAAUAUUUGCAGGUGGUGUACUUACAUGCCAACAGCAUCACUUACAUUGGAGUAAAUGACUUUUGCCCUUCUAGAACCCGGGCUAAGAAAGCCCUUUACACUAGGAUCAGUUUAUAUGCAAAUCCAGUGAAAUACUGGGAGAUUCAGCCACCCACUUUUCGGUGCGCUUCCAGCCAUAAUUCGGUGCAACUGGGUAACCACAGAAAGUGAGUGAAACGGUACCGGCGUGCACCAUCUUGCCACUGGAGGGCAGCAUUAUAACUAGUCAUGAACUUCAUCCUAAUGUAAUAAAUGAUCAUUUCAUGUCCUCUUGGUGAUGUACAGAACUUAAUUUAUCCAAAAUCCACGAGUAUCCACAGUGGCUACAGAUUCGUUACUUGAAUUUGGUGAGGAUUUCGAAGACUUUGAAUUCCAGUAAAGACAGAAUCAACUACACUGUGUGUAAUAGUUACAUAGGUUUUCAUUAUUAAUGUUUAUAUUGAAAUCUUUUCGACAUUAUAAAGACAGAAGAGGGGUUUUAAUUGCAUAUUUUCAGAUCAGGUGCUAAAUAAAUUUGUACCCAUGUAUUAAAGGUCUCUAAAUAAUUUUUGCUUAUAAG
Sinocyclocheilus rhinocerous is the source of this 1665-nucleotide messenger RNA. Its product is annotated as asporin (LRR class 1). The transcript has 8 exons. The coding region runs from base 183 to 1277 and encodes 364 amino acids. The record is from RefSeq and is a predicted model, not a curated record. NCBI's taxonomy places the organism in Eukaryota, Metazoa, Chordata, Actinopteri, Cypriniformes, Cyprinidae. Gene Ontology annotation, molecular function: protein binding.